This is a messenger RNA of Mercurialis annua (annual mercury), 851 nucleotides long. RefSeq names its product hemoglobin-2-like. The coding region runs from base 58 to 720 and encodes 220 amino acids. The transcript has 6 exons. The record is from RefSeq and is a predicted model, not a curated record. Gene Ontology annotation, molecular function: oxygen binding; heme binding. Lineage: Eukaryota; Viridiplantae; Streptophyta; Magnoliopsida; Malpighiales; Euphorbiaceae.
GUAAAGUUAGUGUAUAAAUUAUAUGUGUUACUGCUAUAGUCUUCAACAUUACAUGCAAUGAAUCUCCUGAAGAACACCACUCUUGCUUCUUCAAUACUUGUCUCUGAUGCUGCAGGGAUCAAGAAAUAUAGCACAAGAAAUGUUUCUAACAAGAAAUCUGUGCAGUUUUCAUGGGUUAGGGGAGAUGGAUCAGAGCUUGUUUGCAGAAACCCCAAAACUUCCACAAUUGUGGAGAGGAGUGGAAGACUGAAAGUGAGAGCACUAACAGAAAAGCAGGAAGCUCUGGUUGUCAAAUCAUGGAGUUUAAUGAAGAAAAAUGCUGGUGAAUUGAGUCUAAAAUUCUUCUUAAAAAUCUUUGAGAUUGCACCAUCUGCAAAGAAGCUAUUUCCAUUUCUGAAAGACUCUGAUAUUCCUCUGGAGCAAAACCCUAAGCUUAAACCUCACGCCUUGACUGUUUUCGUUAUGACAUGUGAAUCAGCAGUGCAACUCAGGAAGGCUGGUAAAGUGACCGUAAAAGAGUCGAGUCUGAAGGAUCUAGGAGCUACUCAUCUUAAAUAUGGGGUUGUUGAUGAACAUUUUGAGGUGACUAAGUUUGCAUUGCUUGAAACCAUAAAAGAAGCAGUACCAGAACUAUGGUCACCUGAAAUGAAGGAUGCAUGGUCAGAAGCUUAUGAUCAGUUGGCUGCUGCUAUCAAAAAUGAAAUGAACCCCAGUUCCUAGAAAAAUAAAGUAGACCGAAAUAAAAGUUUUAAUCCGAAGCUGUGAUUGUUUAAUUUCCAUGCAAUGUAUGUGUAAUAGACUAAUAGUAGUAUAGUGUAGUUUCUAAUAAUAAAUUAGUACCGUAUUUGACA